Ylistrum balloti is the source of this 2795-nucleotide messenger RNA. Its product is annotated as trafficking kinesin-binding protein 1-like. NCBI's taxonomy places the organism in Eukaryota, Metazoa, Mollusca, Bivalvia, Pectinida, Pectinidae. The record is from RefSeq and is a predicted model, not a curated record. The transcript has 17 exons. Bases 60 to 2795 code for a protein of 911 amino acids.
CUGUAAAUAAUUACACCAGUGUUUUAUAAUUCUGCUGAUGGAUUAAGGAGUAUGUGGGAAUGACAGGCAUCUCUGACGUGUGUAACAGUGCCGAUCUCCCAGAAGUUGAGAUCUUGAGUUUGAUCGAGGAACAGAUCCCUAAAUAUCGUCUGCGUGCUGAUACCAUCACAAAUUUCUGUGGUUAUGAGAAUGAAGACUGGAUACAGACCCCAGUGAUCCCUCUUGAUCAGGAUAUUGAAUUGACCACAGAACAAAUUGCUGAGACGCUCAAAUACUUCAUCCUAUGUGCUGAGCGUGUGACACAGAUGACUAGGACAUACAAUGACAUAGAGGCUGUUAAUAGAUUACUUGAAGAGAAAGAACGUGACCUUGAACUUGCUGCUCGUAUCGGUCAAACACUUCUCCAGAAAAAUCAAGACUUAACAGACAAAAAUGAAUCAUUAGAGGAACAAGUUUCCCAGGCAACAGAAAAGCUCAACCAAUUUAAACAUGAAAUUCUACGCAAGGAUGAGCUUCUCCAAGCUUUGACCCACUCCGAGUCUGACAGCACACCAACAGAUGACUCUCCAAAUGGAAACCCAGAGGGUCUUUAUGCCCUGGGGGCUGCAAGUCUACAGAAAAAAGUUAAAUCCUUGGAAGAGGAAAACAUCAAACUCCGUAUUGAGACAGUACAAUUAAGCGCUGAAACAUCAGAUUUUGAAGAAAAGGAACAAAAACUUGUGUCUGACUGCCUAGAACAACUUGCGGAAGUUAAAGAUCAGGUCUCAGUUUAUUCACAAGAACUUGCUCGAAAGACAGAAGAAACUCAUACACAGAAGGAGGAGAUCACCAACCUUUUAGCACAGCUAGUUGAUCUCCAGAGAAAAUGCAAAGUUUUAACAGCGGAGAAUCUAGAGCUCCAGAAACAUCUUGAGGCGUCACAGUCAGCACAGAAACACCUGACUAAGGAGUUAAGUGAAUACAAAGACAAGCAUGAUGAGGUCCUUGAAUUACUUGAGGAGAAUCAGGAGGAAUUACGAAGGCUACGAAGAAAACAGAAACCCAACGUAGCUAAACACAGUUAUCUGUCUACAUCACUAUUAAGUGUUCCCAGUGACUCUAUUGCCUCCGAACUUGAGACAUCUCUCAAGUCAGAAAUAGAUUUCCCACUUGGGUACUCACCAGCAGAGAGAAAAGUACAUAACUGGAGAAUUUUUGAGACGGCAAAGGCUGCGAAGAAAGCAAGCAACAAGCACAAUGGCAUUAGUAAUAGUAACAGUUUUGGGACAGAGAAGACGUCUGGAAUUUCAGGAAUGUCUGGUCUUUCUGGACUCUCCUUGCUUAGUCUCGAUGGCAGCCAGGAUUCAGGAGCUCGUUCACCAGCAAUGUCUGGAACAGCCUCAUCUAUUGGAAGGGCCGGAGCUCUGUCUGCUGGAAUGUCCAACCGGAGCUCCAUGUAUUUCUCCGAGUCAGAGUCUGUCCAGAGUGACGGAUACAAUGCUGAUCUGGACAGCCUCUAUGGUGAUGUAAAGAAGCACAGCUUGGGACGGCCCGGAAUACCUGGCUCUAACGAUCUGGAAACAGCACUGAGAAAGUUGUCCAUUCGCCGUGCUAAUGAACUGAACGAGGAGGACUUUUUUGAGGAUGAAGAAAAUCGGAAAAGACAGAGACACAGGUCGGAUACCAGUAGAUCUGAUGGUCAGGAAUCCACAGAUACGCCUGGCAUGUGUCCAACUCCAGAUAGUACACUCUCUACAGGAAGUUUCCGAUCAGGAUUCUCUCAGCUGUCUCUCCCAGGCAGUAACAACCCCCACUAUCGACUUCCAGAAAAACUGAAAAUCAUCAAACCUCUUGAGGGUUCUGUUACUCUACGCCAUUGGCAGCAGCUUGCUACUCCACACCUGGGAGGCAUCUUUGAAUCUCGCCCAGGUGUUCAAAUUAAAGGGGAAAGGAAACUGGACAUGAGUGAAGAGGUUUACAACCUGAGUGACUUAGAGGAAGAUGAUGAUUACGAGGAUAACACAGAGUGCUACAAGAGAUUCCAGGAGAGUUCAACAAUAAACACAUACACAAACUCUACAGUCAAACACCCAACCCAGCUUGUAGGCGAGGAUGGAUCGGAACUUGACUCUGACGUAGAUUGUACAGAAUCAACAUCGACAAAGUCUUCAACACCUCGACUUACUUCUAUGGUUCAGUCAAGCGGAACUACAACAUAUAGCAUGUCUCUGGGACUGGCAGCCAUUUUGAAUGAGCGUGACUUGCUCAGCCCCUCAGACAAGAAACCCCAAACAUCAGGGGCCAACAACCCCUCAAGAAUGUCUAGUUGUUUGGUAUCCGAGUCUCAUUUUGAUCUAGCCAAGUCAAAAGCCCAUACUGUGACCUCAUCACCCGGGUCGGGGGUUUCCUUGACUACGAGUUCACCAACGAAAACGUCACCGGAGAGACCAAACUCAUUGUCUGGUGCAGAUUAUCAGGAGGCAAACCUCCUCAAUCGUAUCAAAAACACAGGUUUUUCCUUGUAUGGUUAUCUUGGGAAAAUAGGUCAGCAAAGGUCAGACUCAGUGGUGUCUUUGCCAACACUGCAUGAGAAUACAAACACUUCACAUUCACAGCAAGGUGCGAUUCCUAAAGUGUCUGUUUGUUCAGGUCCAACACAAUCAUCUUCUGUGGAUAAUCUUGUGACAAUUGCUGCUGCAUCAGAAGGUGGAGCUGAGGCUUCCAAAUCUAAGUCAUCUUCUUCCAUAUUUGGAGGAGCUUCAGGGGGUGGAGUUCUUGGUGCAUUGACCUCAAUUAGAAAAAGUGGCAUAUUUUGA